This is a messenger RNA of Nannizzia gypsea CBS 118893, 279 nucleotides long. RefSeq lists its product as hypothetical. Lineage: Eukaryota; Fungi; Ascomycota; Eurotiomycetes; Onygenales; Arthrodermataceae. The transcript is spliced from 2 exons. The coding region runs from base 1 to 279 and encodes 92 amino acids. The record is from RefSeq and is a predicted model, not a curated record.
AUGGGUUGGGAUGCGAUGCGAUGCGAUGGAGAUAGAGAUGGGGAUUGGGAUGGGGAUGGGAUGGGGGAUGGAUGCGAGGCGGGCGGGAGGAGCCUGGCCUGGCGUGACAGGCCAUGGCCAUGGAUAUUAGGGGGUACAGGGAAGUACGGAGUAGCGAGAUGGCAGUUAAGGGAUAAGGAGAAAUGUUGGAUGCUGGACGGUUACUGGUUGAUAAGGAAGACGACUACCACCACCACCACUACUACUACAAAGGUUGGUGGUGGCCUUGAGGUUGGAUAA